AUGCAUGAUGUUCUUCCAACGGAUUAUUUUCGAUCCACGAAUAAAAAAGGCAAAUAUUUGAAACAGAUAAUUCGUAACAGACUCAUUCAAGUAUUAUUAGAUUUUGUAAAAUCUGACAUGAAAACUAUUCUUUAUGAAUUCAAAAAAAUAAAAAUGGACACUGUAGAAGACGAAGAUUUAACUGAUAACGAUGACGAAGAUGAGGUGAUUACAUACUGUAAGAAAAACUGGUAUCGUAUGGAAGAAGAACAUGAGCUUGAAGAGCAUUUUUGGCAGGAUUUUGCUAGAAAAAGGGUUGAAAUAGAUGUAUUCUACAUCGUUCGACAGAGAAUGAUUCGAGCAGUACAGUGGGACUGUGAGCAAGUGCGUCAAGCCGAAAAACCGCAGAAAACCCCGUCGAAUCGUGUUUUUGUUGCAAGAACUGUACGAAAAAUGGGUCUUUUGACGUUUUGA
Didymodactylos carnosus is the source of this 453-nucleotide messenger RNA. Lineage: Eukaryota; Metazoa; Rotifera; Eurotatoria; Philodinida; Philodinidae. The record is from the annotation of a GenBank genome assembly.